Neodiprion fabricii is the source of this 1542-nucleotide messenger RNA. It is a transcript of the gene Ciao1, whose product is annotated as probable cytosolic iron-sulfur protein assembly protein Ciao1. NCBI's taxonomy places the organism in Eukaryota, Metazoa, Arthropoda, Insecta, Hymenoptera, Diprionidae. The record is from RefSeq and is a predicted model, not a curated record. The transcript is spliced from 5 exons. Gene Ontology annotation, biological process: iron-sulfur cluster assembly. Gene Ontology annotation, cellular component: cytosolic [4Fe-4S] assembly targeting complex; mitochondrion; cytoplasm. Gene Ontology annotation, molecular function: protein binding. Bases 163 to 1068 code for a protein of 301 amino acids.
UUUUAAGCAAGGUCAUAGUUUUAAGUAAUGUAAAUAGUUGAAUUCUGACAAACACAAGAAUUGCAAAUCGUCCUCGUUAUCGCCGUCGCAAUACACUCCUCUUUGAAAUAAUCGUUGCGAUUGAUAAAAUAUCAUUCUAGCAUCAUAGAUAAACAACUAUAAAUGCACAUUCAUUCAACGGUUGUAUCGAGACUUCUAUUCAGAACUCACGGUCUGUAUAAGCUUCUCAAAUACCAUCACGUAACAUCUAGAAUGGGAGAUCUGGACUCUACUAGGGAGGGACUAGCGCUAAGCCAAGUCUUGGAUGCUAUUCACUCGUUUGCCCCGAUCGAGCUAGCGGCUUCCUGGGAUAACGUUGGCCUGCUCAUUGAACCAACAAAAUCGAAGUUAAUUACGCACACACUCAUCACCAAUGAUCUUACCGAGGAUGUAAUGCAAGAGGCUAUUGAUUUAAAUGCAGAUCUAAUUAUUUCAUAUCAUCCACCGAUAUUCAGUCCUCUGAAGUCAAUUACAACUCGUACAUGGAAGGAACGCAUCGCUAGCACCUGUAUAGAGAAUAAAAUUGCCCUGUACUCUCCCCAUACGAGCUUUGAUUCAGUGAAGGGAGGAUUGAAUGAUUGGUUGGCAGGAGCCUUUGAUUUAGAAACAUGCAAACCGAUUGAAGCUGGUGUCAAUCCUGAAAACGGUUUCGGCCGCCUAUGCACGUUAAAAGUCCCAGUGUCUACAGCCGACGCAGUGACAAUUGUUAAACAACGAACAAAUUUACCACACGUCCGACUUGCUCGUGCCAGACGUCAAGAUGACAUGAUUACUUCGAUAGCGGUCUGUGCGGGCUCUGGUUCAUCUGUUUUAAAAGGUGUGAGGGCAGACCUCUACAUUACAGGCGAGAUGUUACACCAUGAUAUUUUGGAUGCCAUUCAUCUUGGAGCUAAUGUUAUACUCACCAAUCAUUCAGAUUCAGAACGAGGCUUCCUGAAAUUAUUUGCUAUAAAAUUACGCCAGCUUCUAGGUGAAUCUGUCAAAGUGAGCCUAUCACUCUUGGACACCGAUCCCUUGAAAACAGUAUGAAUAAAAUAACAUAUCCCUGUGACAAGCAUUCAAUGAUUUGUAUUUGGCUCUAAAACAUACAGUUUGAUUAGUUAGAUUUAACUGAAUUCAAGCCUCGUGGUAUCUAUUGAUUUUUCCCUUGUAGGGGUCCUUUAGAAUGUUAUUCGUUAUUGCACGAACAGCAACUUUUCGGUUGUUUCCAGUUGUUGUUCUUUGUGUAACAAUAAAUCAGAGUCACAGAAAAUACUGUUCAACUCUAAUUAUCCUCUGCAGCCUAUCAGGAUAAAAUCAGGUUGAGAGGUGAAAUGAAUUCACCUUUAUUUUUUAAAUCAGCUUGACAGAUUUUCUACUUCAGGCAUCAAUGCAGUUGUUCGUGAAAGCUGGUUGCUCUAUGAUGUCCUAGAUGUUUUCUUUGAAUUCUUCAGAGCACAAUUAAUAGAAAACGUAUCCUGCUAAUUCAUGGAAUAUUCAGCGCAAACAUUUGUUCCAUUGCUU